Eufriesea mexicana is the source of this 378-nucleotide messenger RNA. Its product is annotated as fibrinogen alpha chain-like. NCBI's taxonomy places the organism in Eukaryota, Metazoa, Arthropoda, Insecta, Hymenoptera, Apidae. The coding region runs from base 1 to 378 and encodes 125 amino acids. The record is from RefSeq and is a predicted model, not a curated record. The transcript has a single exon.
AUGGAACCUUGGAAAGUGGUACCUCGGGAAAAUGGAACCUUGAAAAGUGGUACCCCGGGAAAAUGGAACCUUAGAAAGUGGUACCACGGAAAAAUGGUACCUUGGGAAAAUAGUACCUUGAAAAAUGGUACCUUGGGAAAAUGGCACUUCGGGAAAAUGGAACCUUGGAAAGUGUUACCUCGGGAAAAUGGAACCUUGAAAAGUGGUAACCCGGGAAAAUGGAACCUUGAAAAGUGGUACCCCGGGAAAAUGGAACCUUGGAAAGUGGUACCUCGGGAAAAUGGCACUUCGGAAAAAUGGAACCUUGGAAAGUGGUAUCCCGGGGAAAUGGAACCUUGGAAAGUGGUACCUCGGGAAAAUGGUACCUUGGGAAAAUAG